CUUGUCACAUAAACAACGUAAUAUAUUAUUACUGGGAUAUUGGAAAGGUAUUCAGUAAUCAGUUCGUGAAUGUGAUUUGUCGUGGUUUGUGCUCAGCGGUGAAUAUUAGUGUUACAAUUUUUGUAAUUUUGCACAAGUAGUUGAAAAAAUGGAACACCGAGUUUCCAAGUAUCAAUUAGAGGACCUCCUUAAUUAUUUAAUGGAGCAUCAGGCUCUGGCCAAAGGCGUUGGUUUGGGUCCACGAUCGAAAGAAACAGUCGAUCGCCAGUGGGAAGAACUAGCUUCCAAAUUAAACGCCCAUGGCAGUGGUGCCUCAAAAUCUGGAUAUCGCUGGAAACGUUAUUGGGCUGACCUGAAGCAUAAGGUAAAGGCAAGGGCAUCAGCCCAAAGACGGGCAGCUUCUGGUACUGGUGGUGGGCCGGCUUGUAAAGAUGACUUAUCAGAAAUUGAUAAAAAGGUGUUGGCCAUUAUUGGAGAGGGUGCUGCAUAUGGUGAUACCCAGCAUAGAGUGCCAGCAUUUCCUAUACCAACACCAAGUACCUCCUCGGCCAUUUAUGAGGAUAUCGCCACUGAAUGUGUAGAGAUAACCAUAGAGUCUUCUCCACCACCACCAGCCAGUGAACGGCUCAUAGAUAUUGGGCAGACCACAACGCCAACAUCACCAUCAACCAGAGGAAAUACUGGUAUAGUUUUUUCAGAUAGAGUGCAGGCACCAGCUUCUGCUGACCCUAACAGGACGCGGGGUCCUAGAUCAAAUGCUGAUAGUCCAGUGUCACGGCGACUACCCAGGAGCUCUGUUAGGAGCCGAAAUAUCGCCGAUCUCAGGACUCGUCAAAGAGUCGACCCGUCGUGGAUCGUGGAUAUGGAAAAUAGACGGAUCGACGCGGAGCAGAAGCUGGUAGAUGCAAUUAUGAUAAUUGCAGAGGCUAGGAGGGACGAGUUAGAUAUAUCGCGCAGACAGCUAGCCCUUACAGAGACUCUGGCUCAGGCGCUGCGCGAACUGACCAAUGUCUUAAAAAAUUGUUUAGAAAAUAAAUAACAUUGUUUGUGUUAUCAUUUUUUUAAUUCCAAAUUCAUUCAUAGACAUGACUCAUACAUAGACAUGU
Molecule: messenger RNA, 1106 nt
Organism: Colias croceus (clouded yellow)
Lineage: Eukaryota; Metazoa; Arthropoda; Insecta; Lepidoptera; Pieridae
Exons: 7
Coding region: 149-1039 (296 amino acids)
Cellular component (GO): nucleus
Source: RefSeq, a predicted model, not a curated record